Messenger RNA from Zootoca vivipara (common lizard), 5351 nucleotides. RefSeq names its product CD81 molecule (gene CD81). Gene Ontology annotation, cellular component: plasma membrane. Lineage: Eukaryota; Metazoa; Chordata; Lepidosauria; Squamata; Lacertidae. The record is from RefSeq and is a predicted model, not a curated record.
GAGAAGGAGGGAGGGGAGAGGUAACGGGAACAGAGAGAGAGAGAAGCAGCCUGCCGAGCUGGUGCCCCUGAAAACAACAGCGGAGCCCACCAUCUGCAGCAGCAGCAGCAGCAGCAGCAGCAGCAGCAGCAGCAGCAGCUCCUCCGCCUCCUCCUGCGCCGAGAAAAUAGGCCACAUCCUUGCCGCCCGCAUAAAGCAGCAGCGAUGGGAGUGGAAGGCUGCACCAAGUGCAUCAAAUACCUCCUCUUCGUCUUCAAUUUCGUCUUCUGGUUGGCAGGAGGAAUAAUUCUAGGUGUGGCAUUGUGGCUUCGUCAUGAUUCGCAGACCUCAAGUAUCUUGGGAUCAACGCUAGAUGACCAGCCAGCUCCUAGCACAUUCUAUGUUGGAAUCUACAUCCUGAUUGCUGUUGGAGCAGUGAUGAUGUUCGUGGGUUUCCUGGGCUGCUAUGGUGCCAUUCAGGAAUCACAGUGCCUUCUUGGAACAUUUUUCACAUGCCUCGUAAUCUUGUUUGCUUGUGAAGUGGCUGCUGGAAUCUGGGGCUUCGUUCAUAAGGAUCAGAUUGCCAAAGAUAUCAGACAGUUCUAUGACCAAGCGGUACUCCAAGCAAAGUCAAGUGACCCUGAUAAAGCAAACAAGGCAAAGACAGUUGUGAAAACCUUCCACGAAACACUAAAAUGCUGUGGUGGAAGCGCCCUGGAAACUGCACUCAACAUGCUUCAACCUGAUCUCUGUAGUCAAACUGUGAGUUCAGCACUUACGCAGGACCUAAGCUGUCACCAUAAAAUUGAUGAGCUGUUCUCUGGAAAACUGUACUUGAUUGGCAUUGCCGCCAUAGUGGUGGCUGUGAUCAUGAUCUUUGAGAUGAUCCUGAGCAUGGUGUUGUGCUGCGGCAUCCGAAACAGCUCGGUCUAUUGAGAAGCGGGAGGGCAGAGGCGAAGCAAUGGUGCCGAAGAGACCCCAAAGUGUCUGACCAGGAGAUACUUCCAACAAAAGACAAAGAAAAUUAUGUAUAUAAAUAUUUCAGAUAUUACCAUACAGUACUUAUCAUUCUUACUUGGAAAGUCUUCUUUUUGUUUGUUUAAGGGUGGUGGGAGGGGGAGUUUCUGUAUAUUUGUGGCGGAGUUAGUUACACAUCAGUUUGGGUGGUAAAUCAUUCCAGUGGUUCCAGGCCUUUAUCAAAGAGAGCUUUUUCUUCUCUUCCCUUGUCAUUCUUCUUGUGCUGCCUACAUGGAAAAAGAGGGUAUCAUGCACAGGUGCCACCCCUUUUUAUGAGGAAUAUAGAAACUUGGUGCAUCCUUAUUCUCUGAAAGUGAUUUUUUAAAAAAACAAACAAACAUACUGAAACCUUUGUUGACACCUAAUUCCAGCAUGUCCCCCUUAACAAUCUCUUUAUCUUAGUUCAGAAGUAAUCUUGGACACAUUCUCUAAAACUUUUGAGUGUGUAAGGAUUCAAGAGUCCCUUGGCAUGAAGAUGCACUCAGUCCUGCCAUUUUGUUAUUAGACAGGUGAGUGUGUCUGUAUAUCUGACUGGCACCUUUUCAGUGAAGAGUGGAGAGACCUUUUUUCAUAAAUUGUCCUAAGUCAAAAGUCCGUUGUGUCUCCCAAUCUCCAAAAGUCCUCAUAAAAUUUAGAAUCAGGAGCAUUAAAAAAACCCCACAUUUUUUUUAAAAAAAAUGUUUUUUAUCUUAGCAGGUGGAUUUUAGAUGAAAGAGAGAAUUGAAUAGGUCUGGUAAUGGAAUGUUAAAGCUUUCUAUAUCUCACUGCAAAAACUGAACUUGCACAUGUGCUUAGAUGGUUAAUUCUGAAUGCAAAUGUUGAAUGAGGUCUCUUAUUUCAUAAAUGUGCAGUUUUCUAAAGAUGCCAAAAAGUAUCCGUGGAAGGCGAUCUCUUAAACAAUGGCUAGAAACCUGUUCAUUUAAAUAUGUAGGGGUUUUUUGUUUUAAGAAGGCACCUAUUCUUGUGCCUUUUUAAAACUUGGUAAUAGAGGUGGGUAACCAACAAGGUGUGUGUGACCCUGUAAGUAGAAAUUGGAAGAUGUUUUCAUCUUCAAACACCAGAAGUAAAACCUUAGGGAUGGGGCUUAAAUACUUUUCAAGCAAAGCUGGUUCCCAGGACUUCACCCUUACCGACAACACCUGAGCUGCAAACAUGAAGCCGCGUGUGUUUGUUUUCAGUUGACAACUCAUAUAAUUUAUCUUUCUUUGGACAAGCUAGAGUUUAGGCACCCUCCCCUCCCCCCCCCCAAAAAUGCUUUUUUUCAAGUUGCAACUUGAAAUUUGUUACAGUUGGGGCAAGAAGUCCCACCGACCUCUUCCUUACGAGAGGGCUUAUUUGUUAGUCCGGUAGUAAGUUAAUCCUGUGUUAUAGAAAACAGUCACAAGCAAGCCCCGUGCUAUCACCCCACUUAAUAGUUUGACUUCUGUUCUGUUUGUUCUUGAAGGAGUAAUUUAAUCCCGGUUUCCCCCUGCUGAUCUUCCCAACUUGCAGUGAAUGCCAGGAUGCCCUUUAGAACAGCAGGGGACAGCAUGAACGAAAAAAGAGAGAGGCGCACGCACAAUGCUGCAGAUAUAAUCUUCCAACACUAGUUGGAAUGCUUUUAGUGCGCAGCUAGAAGCACUGGGCUUGAAUGGUUGACUCAGCACUAGGUGCAGAUCCUUUUUCUGAAUUAGAUCCUUUUUCAGCAAUUAGAGUAACCCAGAGGUUCAGUGCAAAUCCAGCCUUGGGUUAAGCAAGGCAGGUCAGAAAACAGGAUGAAAGGGAAAGUUUGGUCAAGAUUCUCGCUCAGCUGCCACCCUUUCCCCCCUAUGGUGCCCUAAGGAAGCAAUGCCUCAGAGUCUUGAAAGAUGCAGUUGAGGGGACUGAUUGAGAUCUUUUAGCCUUAGAAAUAGCCUUAAAGCAACACUGCCCUGAAUGUCAAACUUUGCAUGCACUGGAAACAAAAAUUGAACCUUACCACCCAUCCCACCCAUCCUUCACAGGUUCUGGGGUCACGUGUUCCAGUAUAAUAGGCUCUGUCUGCAACUUCUAGGUAUCAAUUGUGCAUGUACAUUUAUUUACAUAUAAUAUAUAUAUGUGCAUUGGGGUUACCAGCGUACAAAAUGGAUGUUUGUAACUCACUGCCUUCUGUUGAGUGUCCUUGAGAAAUGUAUAUAAAUACACCUCUAAGCAGUUUGUUUUUUCUAUACCAUAAGUUUGAUACUGUUCAGCAUUCAGUUUACAAUGUGCGAGCAGCCACAACUCUGUGUUGGAAGAUUCGCUGACCUGUCCUCCAAGAACUGAACAUGGAUUAAGCCCAUUCUUAGGGGGGAAAUGUUUGCUUCAGGCACAGGUCAUGUUGCAAUACCAUGUCUGUGGAAGGUGGGUGCAGGAGAUUAUUGAGGAUCAUGCUGCCAUUGAAGUGCGAUAGCAGGACAAGAGGAGAGGGAGGAAGAAGUUUUCCGGAGCAUGCCUUGUGGGUAAGGCACAAGCUACAUGUUACGUACAAGUGCAUUCAACAAUGCUUUGACACUGUAAUGUAAAGCAGCUUCAGGAGGGUGUGAUCUUAAGUGGAGUGGUAGAAAGGACAGAAGUGCUUUACAAGGAUAAGUACACAUCUGAAAUCCCAUGAAUAUCUGAAAGCCGGGGGGGGGGGCAGUGGACAAUGUACCAUAGUCUGAAGAUUGUGUUUUACAACUGUUUCUGGACUGUACUUCUACAGAUCACAGGUAGGGAAUCUUACGACAGAGUGCUCUCCCAAAUUUUAAAAUAAUAAUGAAAAUCGUUCCUUUGCAUACAGAAAGCCUGAUGUUGGGAAGAGGGUUCUUUAUUAGGCUUCUCCCCAUCAUGGCAGUAGUUCUGUGUGUAGAGCUUCUUUCUUUCUACAACAGAGUACUGUGUGAAAUGGUACAGUCCUCAAUAAGUUUGUAUCACAUAAUUUGCUGCUUCUGCAAAACUAUAGACAUAAGGCCACUUUUCAGUGCCAGGCAAAGCAGGAUACAUGUUCUUGCUUCCCUUUUCCUGUCUGCAAUGCACUGAGGGACUAGCAAGAGAGGGACGAGGGUAGUUUCAGCAUUCCAAGGUGGGCUUAAAAUAACCCCUGUGCCAUUGAUUGGGGUUCGCUUUAAGUAGAGACUGGUGGUGUGGAGAAUCUCUCCUCCAAUAUGGCUCUAGUAUUUAAAAGGUGGGAACCCAAGCAAGAGAAGCCCAUUUCUAAUGCUAGGUGGAAGAGAGCUGACUGUGCAAAGCAUUGUACUGUUACAUCUGACAACGUAUUUGCACAAUGCUAUGUGAAGAGUUGUUCUGGUUGGAUCUGAGAAGCCUCUUGAUUGGUUGUAGUUCCCCAGAGAACAUCAAUUGGCAGGGUUAGGUUUGGGAGUAUGGAUGUGUCCGAAACAUUAUUUUUUGAUGGUUCCUGUUUCUUGGAAGAUAGUAUGGCAAAUAACUCUCUCUUCUAAGCCAAAGGAGGAGGAUAACAUUCCCCCUUUCUCUUUGUUGGAUUUGUUUGAAUUAAACAGAGCCAUGAUGGAGACCAUAGGGAAAGGCCAAACAGAACUGCUGGCCACAUUGUGCUGAAUGCUUGGGUUUCUUUUUUAUACUGUGGAGCAUGCCACAAGCUAUAUGUGUGUUAACUACUAUUUUUUCCCCCUCUGCCUUCUUUGUCACUUUUGAAAUUUUUUAAUAAACAUUUUCUCCUGGUGUGUACUGUGUGAUGAAGCCCUAUGUUCCUUACAGACAGUAAGUAAAUUGUGACAUCUGAAUGUUUCACCCAUCUUGUCUCCAUAGCACUGGCAAAACCAGCCAUGGGAAUGGGGAACAAAUGGGGGCAUGGCAAAGAAACCAAGGGAAGAGAGGCCUUACCCUUACCAACUGUCGGGCUUAUUGGCCAGUUGAAUCCUACUCUUGUUUAGAAGAAAGCCAUGAGGAAACUCUCAGUUCCAAAAUGGGGCUUAAUUUAGGGGGAUAAAAUCGGCUUCUGAUACGCAGCGUGAACUAUCCCAAAACUAUCUGUUUCCCGUUUAGGCCAACUAAACAGGCUGUGGCUGUGGUCACUCCAAAGGGCUUGCUGCCAUUGCCCAGCCCUGCUACAGGUUGCAGCAAACCCAAGAACAAGAGAAUGCAUGCAAGUUUUUGCCUCUUGUUGGUUACAACAAACAGCCUGGCCUUUGCACUUAGUUGCCUCUAGAAAUGUGGAACAAGGGAUACAUCGGGGAGAAUGGCAGCCCCUCCCCAUCUCAACCCCUUGGCUGUGCUUCUGCCCAGAAAUCAUGUCCACUUGCUGUUGUCUUGCUUGUUUAUCUGAAUGUUAAAAUAAUCUGUCAAAAUAACUUUUUUAAGAAAUGAUAUAUGAAAACAAUUAAACAGCAGAAACGUCA